AUGCCGAGAUCAUGUAAGGCCAUCACCGCUCUCCUUACCGCAAUGCUUUAUUGUGUACCUUCUGCUGGUCUGGCUGCACCCAUCGCUCCCCGUGACGUGGCACGUACGACGUGCGAGGCGUGCGGUCCCGAGAGUAUGGCGUUCGAGGGCGAAGCGUUCGGUCCCGAGAGUAUUGCAUGGGACCUGGACGGCAGGGGGCCGUACGCGGGCGUGGGCGACGGACGAGUCGUGCGCCGCACGGCCGACGGCCGCGCGUGGGAGACGUUUGCGUGGGCAUCGCCGCUUCGGACGCCCGAUCUCUGUGACACGCACGCCCCUCGGCGCUUCAGCAGCAGCUCUGCCACGUCGCAGGAGCUCGGACCAAUGGAAAGGAGGCACGCGGCGGCAGCAGCAGCGACGCUGCCAGCCUCGGAGAGAGUGGCGACCGCGUUCGGCGUGUUUCCCAGCGACGUUUCUCUCGUGCAGCCUCACAUCCGAACCACCGUUCAAGGCUCGGUGCCAGGCUCGGUGCCAGGCUCGGUGCUAGGCUCGGUGCCAGGCUCGUUGGAAGGUCCUGCUGGGAACCACUCUUCCCCAGACGUACCUUCAGAAGAGACUCAAAACACCGCCGCCUCUCCUGCCGCACAGGCUGCCAAUGUAGAGUCAUCACAACAGAACCAACUGUCCCAGCAAAUCCAGCAAUCUCAGCAAUCCCAUCAGGCCCAAAAUUCCCAUCAGGCUCAGAAAUCCCAGCAGGAGCAGCAGGUGCAGCAAUCCCAGCAAGCCCUCCCAAACCCCUCUAUGGAGCACAUAUGCGGGCGGCCGCUGGGGCUGCGGUUCCACCCGGUGACGGGGGAGCUGUUCUUCGCGGAUGCGUACUUUGGCGUGUUCAAGGUGGGGCGGCAGGGCGGGCUGGCGCAGCCUGUGGUGACGCGCGUGGACGGCCGCCCGCUGCUGUUCGCCAACGACCUUGAUAUUGCCGCCAGCGACGAGAAUGGCACUCUCUAUUUCACCGACACCAGCACUCGCUUCCACCGCCGGAGGCUGGUUCCAGUAGACCUGCUUCUUGCCAUCCCAUUCCAUUUCCAUCCCUCUCACUCUCCUGCCUCCAACUCAUUCUGUCUCCCCCACUCACCACCACAGGGUCUAGCGAUAGUGGAGGGCAGGGAGACGGGCGGCUGGUGCAGGUGGACCUACCUCUCUCCCCCCCAUUCCAUCCCUCUCCUUCCCCUGCCUCCAUCUCUCGCUGUCCUCGCCUGCCAUAGGGACUACUACGUGGCGAUAGUGGAGGGGCGGGCGGACGGGCGGCUGCUGCAGGUGGACCUGACCACGGGCCAGGCGGCAGUGCUGGUGGUUGGGCUUGCAUUUGCCAACGGUGUCGCUCUCUCAAGAGACAAGUCGUUCCUCGUAUUCUGCGAAACCACCACUCUGAGGUAA
Messenger RNA from Closterium sp. NIES-65, 1416 nucleotides. The record is from the annotation of a GenBank genome assembly. Lineage: Eukaryota; Viridiplantae; Streptophyta; Zygnematophyceae; Desmidiales; Closteriaceae.